Messenger RNA from Rubroshorea leprosula, 2027 nucleotides. NCBI's taxonomy places the organism in Eukaryota, Viridiplantae, Streptophyta, Magnoliopsida, Malvales, Dipterocarpaceae. The record is from the annotation of a GenBank genome assembly.
GAACGCGUCACACUCACACAAUCCAACCCCAAUCCCUUUAUAAGGAUGGCGACAUACACAGUGCCCACCAUUUCAGGCAACCGGAAAUACCUCCUUCUCUCAAAUCCCAUUUCUUUUCAAGAAAACCCCUCCUUCCCUGGAAAUUAAAUUCAAGGAACCUUGAGCUUGAAGAAAAAGCAAUCUAAACUGGAGUUUGAGUUCGAGGCAAAAGAUCUAGAGAUGUCAGAGAAAUCAGAAUCCGAUGGCGGUGGAGGAGAAACAGUUAAGAAGAAUGAAUUGCAUUUAAAAGUUGAGACCAAGGAUAAUCAAGCAAAUGAAGAGAAGAACGAGAAGACCAAUGUGGAACUUGAAUUGAAAACCAAAUCAGAUGAAAUGGAACAAUCAAAGCACAGGGAGGACAAGGAGAAAUCAAAGAGAAAGGAGAGAAAGGAUGAUAAGGAGUUAAAGGAGAAAGUGAAGGACGAAGAAAAGAGGAAGGAUGAUGAUGAAAAACUAGACAAUGAAGAGAAUGCUGAAGAUAAAAUUAAGAAGAUGGAGAAGGAGAAAGAAAAGAAGGGAAAAGAUGAAGAGGAGAAAGUUGAAGGCGAACACAAGGAAGGAACAGAAAAGAAGAAGACCGGAGAUGGUAAUGAUAAGGAGGAAGAAGAGAAGAAAAAUAAAGAUAAGCACAAGAAAGAGAGAAAACACAAGGAUGAACGUCAUGAGGGAAAAGGAAAUACCGAAAGAGAAGAACAAAAGAAGAAGAAGAAAGAGAGGAAGCACAAAGUUGAAGAGGAUGAGGGCCAAGAAGUUGAAGGUAGAGAGCUAGUAGAGAAGAAGCACAGGAGUGGAGAGUUAAAGGAAGAAGAGGAGAAGAAGAAAGACAAGGAAGAGAAAGAAAAGAAGAAAAAGAAGGAGCUCAAGGUUGUAGAUGAUGGAGGAGAAGAUGGAGAUGAGAGAGAGAAGAUGGAAGACAAGCAGGACAAGGAGAGGAGGAAAAAGAAGCUUAAGAAGAGAGAGAAGAUGGAAAACAAGGAGGACAAGGAGAAGAAGAAAAAAAAACAGAAAGAUAAAGAGAUUGAAGAAGAUGGAGAUGAAGAGAAGAAGAAAAAGAGCAAAAAAGACAAGAAAGAUGUAGGGGACGGGGGAGAAGAAGAUGAGGAGAAGAAAAAAGACAAAGAGGACAAAGGGAAGAAGAAAAAGGAGCCAAGGGACAAAGAUGGUGAAGGAGAAGAGGAUGGAGAUGAGAUAGGUAAGAAAGAAGAGAAAAAGAAGCUGAAGAAGAAAGACAGGAUGGAAGAUGACGAGGAGAAGAAGAAAAAGAAGCAGAAAGAUGAAGACAUUGAAGAAGAUGCUUGUGGAGAGAAGAAGAAGAAUAAAAUAGACCAGAAAGAUAAGGAAAAGAGAAGAGAGAGAAAGCUCAAGAAUGAAGAGACUGGUGGAGAAGAAAAUGAUUUUGAUGAUGAUGACUAUAAGAAAGAAGAGUGGAGAAAGAAAGAAAAAUACGACGAAGAGGGAAAAGAUGACGAAGAUGUAGAGAAGAAAGAGAAUUGGGAAAAGGUGAAGAAAUAUAAGGCAGGAGAAGAUAGAGUAGAUGAGGUGAAGGGUGCGAGUGAGAUAACCUCUAGAGAAAUUGAAAUAGAAGGAGUUGAAAAUGAAUCACAAAGAGAACAGAAAGAAGAGAAGGUGGAGGAUAAAGCAAAAGAAGGAAAGGAAAAGAGAGCAGAAGAAGAAAAGGAGAGAGUUGAGAAGAGAAGAAAAUUCGAAAUCAAGUACAAGAGCAAGGAUGUUAGCAAGCUAAAGAAGAAAUUGGAGAAGAUUAAUAGUAAAAUAGAAACCCUUUUUGAGAAAAAGGCAGAGAUCCUGAUGCAGAUAGAAGAGGCUGAGGAGAAGUGUCGUGAUAUGGCUGAGAAGCAUUCACAAGCGGCAGCCAAUGCAACUGAUUUCGCAUAGCACCAUGCAAUUGGGUUUCAGUUUCCACUUGUUAUUGUGAUAUAGGAUGUCUAGAUAUGUUCAUAAUGCAAGGCCAAUAAAAUGCCUAGUUAUUA